This is a messenger RNA of Trifolium pratense (red clover), 2236 nucleotides long. Its product is annotated as probable leucine-rich repeat receptor-like serine/threonine-protein kinase At3g14840. The transcript has 18 exons. NCBI's taxonomy places the organism in Eukaryota, Viridiplantae, Streptophyta, Magnoliopsida, Fabales, Fabaceae. Bases 313 to 2091 code for a protein of 592 amino acids. The record is from RefSeq and is a predicted model, not a curated record. Gene Ontology annotation, molecular function: protein binding.
GACUUCAAUUUUUUUUUUGGUAGAAACUUUGACUUCAAUUAUUUCGGCAGUAUUAGUAAUAAGUGGUCAACGGAUACAUAUAGUAGAAAACAAUUAAAGCAUUAAUUAGUAUUCAUUUAAGGGAUAGAAAAAUGAUUAAUAAUAGUAUAGUAUAUGAUUUUUUUUUACUAAAUUAAUACUAGUACUCUAUAUGAUAAAAAUAAACUUAAAAGUUGGCACAUUAAUAGAAUUAUAUGCAUGCACUCUCAUCUUAGAUUAAUACUUUAAAGUCUCUGAAAUUUAUGAACUUAUCUGUUCCUUGUUAAUACUAAGAUGAACACUUCCUCUCAGUUUCUGUUCUUUUCAUUAACUGUCAUUUGGUUCAUAUCUCUAACAGCUUUUGGAGCUAAAACUAUUCAUCCAGAUGAAAAGGAAGCUCUUAAAGCUAUAGCUAAAGCACUUGGUAAGAAGGAUUGGAAUUUUGACAUAGAUCCAUGUAGCAACAAACCUAACUGGGUUACGCCGCCCAUACCGAAAGUCUUAGAUAACAAUGUCACUUGUGACUGCUCUAUUGCUGGUGACAACUACUGCCAUGUUAUUUGGAUAAGUUUGAAAGGGCAAAGUCUCCAAGGCACUCUCCCACCGGAACUGAGCAGGUUGCGUUACCUUCAAAUGAUUGACCUCGCUCGCAAUUACUUGUGCGGUCCAAUUCCUAAAGAAUGGGGCUCUCUGACGAAUAUUUAUAAAUUUGCUCUCCUCGGGAAUCGUUUAACGGGUCCAAUACCAGUGGAGAUUGCAAACUUAACUAAUCUCCAAAUCUUCGAGUUAUUUAACAAUCAAUUGUCUGGAACCCUUCCUCCGGAGCUUGGGUAUCUACCGAAAAUUCAAGACCUGCGACUUUCCUCUAACAAGUUUUCUGGAGAAAUACCUGCGACAUUUGCUAAGCUCACUACAUUGCUUGAUUUCCGAAUUGAGGACAACCACUUCUCCGGAAAGAUACCUGAUUUUAUCCAGAACUGGAAAAAUAUCGAUACACUAAUCAUUCAAGGGAGUGGAUUAAGUGGCCCGAUUCCGUCUGGAAUAUCACUUUUGAGAAACUUAACCGACUUGAGAAUUAGUGAUCUGAAAGGAACUGAAUCUUCACCUUUUCCACAACUUAAUAAUCUGACAUUGUUAAACAGACUGAUUCUGAGGAAUUGCAACAUCAAUGGAAAACUACCUGAAUAUAUUGGGAAUUUGAAAGCAUUAAAACACUUAGACCUCAGCUUUAAUAAAUUAAGUGGACCAAUUCCAAGGAGCUAUGCUGACAUCAACAGUUUGAAAUACAUAUUUUUAACCGGAAACCUUCUGACUGGACCAGUGCCUGAUUGGAGAACGAAUGUCAGCGUAGAUCUUUCAUACAAUAACUUCAGCAUCAGCCAAAGGAGUCAAAUAUGUAAUGCUGCAAAUGUGAACUUAUUCUCUCCCUCAUGGGCACGCAAUAACACAGGAACAACUUCUUGUUUGCGCUUACAAUGUCCCAAACCAUCAACCUCUCUUUAUAUAAAUUGUGGCGGAAAGCAAGCAACAAUCAACGGAACAAGAUAUGAUGAUGAUUCAGAUUCACCUGCACCAGCUAAACUCUAUGUCAGUCCAACAGGAAAUUGGGCAUCUAGCACCACUGGUAUAUUCAUUGAAAGUGUUAACCUUGGAGAAACUUAUUCCCCGCAAAAUAUCACUAAACUUACUAUGGUGGAUGCUGAAUUGUACACGAACGCACGUGUUUCUCCUAUUUCUUUGACUUAUUACGGGUUUUGCCUCGCAAAUGGAGCCUACUGGGUAAAUCUACAUUUUGCUGAAAUAAUGUUCCCAAACGAUAAAACUUAUCAUAGUCUUGGAAGGCGUGUAUUCGAUAUCUACAUUCAGGGAAAUUUGGUGCAAAAGGACUUUAAUAUUGCAGAAGAAGCAGGAGGAGUUGGUAAGAAAGUCAUAAAACUGUUCAAAGAUGUUGAUGUUACUAGUAAUACCUUGGAGAUCUGCUUGUAUUGGGCUGGAAAAGGGACACAAUCCCUCCCGGAUAAAUCAGUAUACGGUCCUCUUAUAUCAGCUAUAUCAGUCAAAAAAUUUGCUUAGUUAUGCUUUGAAGUUUGAACGUUCCUAAUCUUAUACAAAAAUAUUAUUCAUGUUAUGGUGAUCUAAUAUUUAAAACUCUUGUAUAAUAACGAAAUCGAUUUCCUGCGGAACCAUCCGAUCUAAAACCAAUGGCUGAAAUUAAUAA